Molecule: messenger RNA, 806 nt
Organism: Xenopus laevis (African clawed frog)
Lineage: Eukaryota; Metazoa; Chordata; Amphibia; Anura; Pipidae
Product: protein FAM135A-like
Exons: 3
Coding region: 64-516 (150 amino acids)
Source: RefSeq, a predicted model, not a curated record
UCCGUACCUUUACCUACAUUUCAAUUAACUUUAGCAUGUUCUUAUAUAAUACAAUUAAUAAAUAUGUGCAUGUCUUUUGUUAUAGGCCUGUGGCUUGAGCAGCUGUUCGAUAAAUCUGUCUCCGUAUCGCAGAUGGCAUUCACAGAUCACAAAGACCCAAGACAAACGUUCCUGUACCAACUUAGCCAGAAAACAGGCUUGGAGCACUUCAAGAAUGUGAUUCUAGUGAGCGCGUUACAAGAUCACAUUGUUCCCUAUCACUCCACUCGUAUUGAAAUGUGCAAAGCUGCUCUGAAGGGAGAUGAGAUAGGAACUGUUUAUACUGAGAUGCUCCGAAACACCCUUGAGCCUAUUCUAAACAACAAGAACUGUAACUUUGUGAGAUACGACGUUAGUUUUGAUAUGCCCAAAUCAUUCAACUCUUUCAUUGGACGUACGGGCCACUGCGCAUUCGUUUCAUCUUGGCAAUUUUUGGAGAACUUCUUUCACAAUGCUGGCCUGAAAUAUUUUGAAUAGAAGAAUAGAAGAAAUUUGAUGCCCGACAUGUUUAAUGCUAUUGAAGUGCCAGAGACAUCGAGUUGCAGAAUCUUUAAUACCUUGUUGCACAAUGAACUAACAACGCUGACUUCUCUUCUACACUGUACGAGUCUACACUAUACGAGCUGACACCAAAGGCAAAAGAAGAAGAUGAUUCCAGAAACAUCUUUAACUUACAGCGCUGCAUAUAUCCAUGUAUAUUUCCUUAUACUGAAUAUACCUUUGUAUGCAGCACUUUGUAUAUAAACAUUUGUAAAAUUUAUAUAUUC